This is a messenger RNA of Amaranthus tricolor (Joseph's coat), 1339 nucleotides long. RefSeq names its product protein MIZU-KUSSEI 1. The record is from RefSeq and is a predicted model, not a curated record. The transcript has a single exon. Lineage: Eukaryota; Viridiplantae; Streptophyta; Magnoliopsida; Caryophyllales; Amaranthaceae. Bases 334 to 1218 code for a protein of 294 amino acids. Gene Ontology annotation, biological process: hydrotropism.
CUCCAUUCCUUAAAAAUCAUCAAUCAAUUAAGUAAAAUAAUCAAAAAGGAUAAUUUGGGGCACCAUUCUAGCCCUUACAUUAUCCAAGUACCCUUCACUUUAAGGGAGGGUCCUCUUCCUCUCUUUUAUCCAAUUAAGAAAAAAAAAUACAAAUUAAUAAUUGAAAUUCCACAUUCAACCAUCUAAUUGGUACUUCCCCCCUUCUUACAAACAAACUUAUAAAUUAGCUUAAAUGAUCCAUAUUUCUAUCCUUCCAUUCAUUCAAAAUCUCUACAUCCAAAACAAUCAAAAACCCUAAUUCAUCAAUUUGAUCAUUAUUAUCUAAUAAAAAAAAUGCCAUCAAAAUUUUCAAUCCCAUUUAGAAAAAUCCAAAACCCAUCAUCCUUAAUAUCUCUACUUAAACAAUCAAACCCUAAUUAUGACACUAACACCAAAAAAUCAACUCCAAAACCCUCCUCUUCUAAAGGUGGCCUACUUAAAAUGUUCAAACUUUUCCCCCUCCUUACCUCAGGGUGCAAAGUGGUGGCUCUACUAGCCAAAUCCCACCACCUCUACCUCCGGCGGCCAAUGAUAUCGGAUCAUGCAACCAUCAUAACCCUAUUCGGCACACGCCGAGGCCGAAUAACCCUAGCCAUACAAGAAAACCCUCAUGGGAUCCCUAUCUUUAUGGUUGAACUUCCUAUACUUUCAUCCACAUUCUACAAAGAAAUGGGUUGUGAUAUUUUAAGGGUUGCCCUAGAAAGUGAGACUAAAACCCAUAAAAAGAAACUUAUGGAGGAAUUUGUUUGGGCUAUUUAUUGUAAUGGUAGAAAAAUGGGAUAUUCUAUUAGAAGAACACAAUUUUCUGAUGAUGAAAUACAUGUUAUGCAAAUGCUUCGUGGUGUUUCGAUGGGUGUUGGAGUUUUACCAGCACCCUCGUCGAAAAAUAAUAAUCAUGGUCAUAGUCAUGGUCAUGAACAACAGCAUCGUCAUAGUCAUUAUGAUCAUAAUAAUUAUAAUCAUCUUGAUAAUGAUGAUUAUGAUUAUUAUUAUUAUGAUCAUGAUGAUGAACUGAUUAAGAUGGAGAAAGAUGAUAAUGGUGAUCAAUUUACUUAUUUAAGAGCAAGAUUUGAAAGGGUUGUAGGGUCUAAGGAUUCUGAGGCUUUGUAUAUGAUUAAUCCUGAUCAUUCUGAUGGACCUGAGUUGAGUAUUUUCUUUGUUAGAGGUUCAUUUAAAUAGAAAUUUAUUUUAUGUUUGUGUUUAUGUUAAUUAUUAUUUUUGUUAUUUAAGUAUUUGGUACUAUCUAUAUAAACACGGUUCAAUGUUUUAAAUGUUAAUUAAUAAGAAUUUUGAUUAAGUA